CUCCCGAGCGCUAUCGGCGGUCCCUGGACACUUCCUUUGUCCAGUGUCCUUUCACCCAACACCGACAAGCUGGCUCCUACUGUAGGCUGGACUGUGUUGCUCUCGGAAGUAGAGCCUCGGAGAUAGCGCUAGGUUGUCCUUCAAUUGGGGCGGCCGAUGUGGUAAUAGAUGAUCCUCAAAACCGGGCGGCGGAUGCAGCACUGCGAAGUCAAGGUUAUUGAACCUCCCUGUAAGCGCUCCGAAGGGAUGAAGCCUUCAUUCAAGGCUCCCGGUCGAUGUGUGUUGGAAGGGGGGGGAUGGAAUCCCCACUGAGGGUCUCGGGAGAGGUGUAGACAAUGAUGACGCCUCUCACUGAGGCUCGCGGACGAAGGUGACGCCUCUCACUGAGGCUCGUGGACGAAGGUGACGCCUCUCACUGAGGCUCGUGGACGAAGGUGACGCCUCUCACUGAGGCUUGCGGACGAAGGUGACGCCUCUCACUGAGGCUCGCGGACGAAGGUGACGCCUCUUACUGAGGCUCGCGGACGAUCAUUGUCCUCGCAUAACAUACAACUAGCUACACUUACCAAAUAGCUACCACAACACUAGGGACUCAGGACACAGGGACACUCAGAGGCUAGGCUAAGGGACACUUAGAGGCUAGGCUAAGGGACCUUACUUAGUUGGUUACCAGGUUUACUCUCAAAAGGGAUUUUGAUCCACUAUUCUUUACAGAUCUUCUCUAAAUCCUUAAGGUUUCUUGCCUGUCUCUUAGCAACUCAAAGUUUCCACUCCCUCUAUGAUUUUUUUUUUAUCAGAUUAAGGUCUGGAGAUAGACUAGGCUACUUCAUGACCUUGUGCUUCUGCUUGAACCACUUCUUUGUUGUCUUGGUGGAAUGUUUUGGGUUAUUGUCAUGCUAGAAAACCCAUCCACAACCCGUCCUCAGGAGCUUUUCAUCUAAAACAUUACAACAGAUGGCCCCAUCCAGUGGCCCCUCAAUGCGGCAAAUUAAGCCUUUAGCAGAGAAACAUUUUCAAAGCACAAUGUUUUCACCUCCAUGCUUGACUGUAGGAAUGGUGCUCUUAGGAUCAUAGUCUGCAUUUGUCCUCCUCCAAACACGGCAAGUUGAGUUGAUGCCAAAAUGCUCAAUUAUCAUCUCAUCUGACCACAGCAGUUUCUUCCAAUGAGCGAACUGAAAAGGGGACCAGAAGGAUCUCAAUCCAUGGUGGUAUAUUGUGUUACCAAUGGUUUAUUUGGUGACUGUGGUCUCACCUGCCUUGAGGUCAUUCACAAACUCCUCCUAGUUCUGGACUACCACCACAAUUUUCUGUUAAUCAUUACCAUGCAAAGCUUGCAUGAAGCUCCAGACCACAGCCUAUUCCAGGUCUUGUAGGUCUACAAUCUUGGUCAUGACGUCCUUUGACAGCUCUUUGGUCUUGCCCAAGUUUGAAUAGAAGCACAACAUAUGAUUACUUUGAUGUUUCUGAGCCAUGUCAUUACGGAAGUGAUGCAAGCCAGUUCCUCCCAGUGCUCUACUCUUUGUUCUUCGUGGUGGGCUUACCUGGCAACAUGCUGGUGCUGUGGAUGAUGUUAAGAGGUGCUCAAAUGAAAACCAUGACUGAUGUGUCUCUCCUGAACCUGGUCAUCGCUGACCUUCUACUAAUCUUCACUCUCCCCUUCCAGGCUCACUAUGCCAGAGAUACCUGGGUAUUUGGUAACGUCAUGUGCACUCUGGUUCUCGGUGUGUUCUACAUCGGAUUUUAUGCUGCCAUUUUCUUUAUUGUGCUGAUAAGCAUCGACAGAUACUUGGCUAUCGUUCAUUCCUUGUUUGUCUUGAAUAUCCGCACAAAGGCUUUUGGUAUUUUAGCUUGCAUGGUAGUCUGGAUGAUAGCUGUUGCAGCAUCAUUUCCUGAGCUACUGCAUUUUGAAGGUAAAGCUUAUGAUACUGGAGUAGUUUGCACUGCUUACCAAGCAAUCAUGUAUCACAGUUAUGGGAGAAGUACAGCUUUAUUUAAAAUGAAUGUUUUUGGCAUGAUGAUUCCACUGGGUAUUGUGGGAUUUUGUUACUCGAUGGUGCUCAGGAAUCUUAAGACAUCUACAAAACUAGCUGUUCGUCUAGUUGUUGUGGUCACGUGUGUCUUUUUCUGCUGCUGGAUACCGUACAACAUUGCAGCAUUCCUCAAAGCACUGGAACUGAAGGGCACCCUACCUCAAGAGUGUGAGAUCAGCAAAGGGAUCCAUCUAAUGCUGCAAGUCACUCAAGCUGUGGCGUACUCACACAGCUGCCUCAAUCCAUUUCUCUACGUGUUUUUGGGUGAGAACUAUAAGCAGCAUCUCGCCAGGCUCCUCCUUCAGACACCAUGUGUCCGUGCGCAGUGUAUAAAGAACUACCUGACCCAGGUUGAGGGCUCAGUGGAUCCACACAUUGAAAAUGUUGAUGAACUCUCAGUUGCCAUCUAAAUGAUAAAAAAAAAAACUGAAAUGUGCAUGAAUACAUAGUUUUCAUUAUUUUACAUUAUGUUAUUCUGCAUCUACUAAAAUAUAUUGGGGAUUAUAUCUACAAUUAUUAUAAUCUGACCUUUUUUGAUAGUUGUUUUUUUACUUUAACUUUUUUACCUUUAAUAUGUAUUUUUGACCAGGAAUUGUGUGUAUAUAGUGUACCCUUUACAGCUUUCAAAGAUUCAUAGCUAGGCUGUAAUGAAGCCUGGAUUAUACUUGCAUUUACUGUAACUGCACAUACUAAUAUAAAAAACAUCCUGAGAGUUAUUGAGCACUAACAUAAAUCACUUGUCAAAUAUAUAGGUUAUUGCUAUUGUUCAAUUGAUUAAGUAAAGUGCAUGGCAAUAAACCUUUUCAUUGGA
Molecule: messenger RNA, 2841 nt
Organism: Clarias gariepinus (North African catfish)
Lineage: Eukaryota; Metazoa; Chordata; Actinopteri; Siluriformes; Clariidae
Product: C-C chemokine receptor type 8-like
Exons: 3
Coding region: 1550-2440 (296 amino acids)
Biological process (GO): immune response; G protein-coupled receptor signaling pathway; chemotaxis
Cellular component (GO): membrane
Molecular function (GO): chemokine receptor activity
Source: RefSeq, a predicted model, not a curated record